AUGACGAUGAACGAACCGGACUUCAUGAGGAGUAGGAUCGAUAGGGAAAUUAAUGAACUUCAAGACUGGUUAGUGGGACGUCUGGAUCCACAAGAGGCUAUUCAACGUCCAGCUAUCAUUGAUGUCCAAUGUUACCCUAAAUCGGACUUCCCACGAGAGAUAGAGAAUUUUGCCCUAGGUUCCGAAAGAGCACCCUAUACACAUCAAAAAUCGCAGAUUCUGUGUGUAUUUUGGCAUUUGUUUGGCACAUUUGGGUACGACGUACAUCACAAAGACCAUUUACAUUUGCUAGAACCUACAAGGAAAAAGACAAUAAUUGGUAGAACUGCGAAACUCUACCCACUGUAUGAUGGCGAGAAGCCUAUAGAUUUCCAUUUCCUGAUAAACUACCAUUUUCGAGAACUGGAAAUGCCAGAUAUUGAGGUACCUCAAGAGGAUACAGUAGUUUGGUGGCCAAACAUCAUAGUGUACCUUUCGGAAGUAUACCGCACCAUGGUACAGAUGGACCAGACUAGUCAAGACGCCAUGCAGAGGUUCUUUGGAUUCUUUGCGCGGCCAUAUGUCCGCAUGCAGGAAUAUUGGAUUAUGAUCGACGAAAAGGUACAUAACAGACCUACUGAAAAGGAUUUCACUGGUGGACCAGAUGCUAUUGAUCAAAUAUACGAGAACAAGCCGGAUGGUGAGAUGAGAAUCAAACUAAGAAACAAAUUUGAGGCGUACAUAUCCCGAGAUGUAAGCCGAUGUAGGUUAGAAGAUAUUAUUGCUGUGAAUGACGUUGAGGGCUUGACUGCUACACAAAAACGCAGGCUUCGUACGGUGGCAGCAUACCUAAAGUUCUGGGGUGACAGUGCCCCGGUAACGCCUCGAGCUGUACGAUAUGCUCGCCCGGGAGAGAAAAGCCAAGGUGAACCGGCUACUAUUAUUGAUCUCGUUCAUAAGUUGGAUAUGAGGGAGCCUAAUGAUCGAAUAGGGCCCAAAUUCUUCCCUGCCAUCAGCCCUCGCUAA
Daldinia decipiens is the source of this 1005-nucleotide messenger RNA. RefSeq lists its product as uncharacterized. Bases 1 to 1005 code for a protein of 334 amino acids. The transcript has a single exon. NCBI's taxonomy places the organism in Eukaryota, Fungi, Ascomycota, Sordariomycetes, Xylariales, Hypoxylaceae. The record is from RefSeq and is a predicted model, not a curated record.